Condylostylus longicornis is the source of this 4563-nucleotide messenger RNA. RefSeq lists its product as uncharacterized. Gene Ontology annotation, biological process: lipid transport. The record is from RefSeq and is a predicted model, not a curated record. Gene Ontology annotation, molecular function: lipid carrier activity. Lineage: Eukaryota; Metazoa; Arthropoda; Insecta; Diptera; Dolichopodidae. The transcript is spliced from 20 exons. Bases 85 to 4452 code for a protein of 1455 amino acids.
GAUUUUUAGUUUCUGAUUAAUUUUAAGAUAAAAAGUUAAAAAAAAUUUUUUAAGUAUAUCUAAAAAAAUAGUAAAACUUUUACAAUGCGUUUCACACAGUACUUACUAGUUACGUGUAUAACGUUAUUAAUUGAUAAUUGCAUUGGUUUUAAAUAUAUUGGAUCUAAACAAUUAUUAUAUGAAUAUAUUGGAAAAGUAUCUGUUGGUGCUAAACCACCACAGGAUUUAAAUGAAAAAUCAUCUUUACCACCACCAACAACCGGUUGGACUGUAAAAGGAAGAUUAACAUUACAAAAACAAAGUGAAAAUACUUUAGCAGCUGCACUUGCUAUCGAGGAAGUCACAAUAGAUAAUACAGGAGAAAAAUUUCAUCAAAAUAAAGAAAUGCAUCCACCAUAUAAACCAUUCAAAAUAGUCAUCGAUGGUACAACAAAUAAAAUAUCACAUUUAAUAUUCAAAGAAUCUGAUCCAAUAUGGUCUACAAAUUUUAAAAGAGCUAUUGCAUCAACAUUACAAUUACAAUUAAAUAAUGGUGGAUCAUCAGCUUUUUCAAUCGAUGAAAAAGGUAUUCACGGCAAAUGUCCUACAGAAUAUUAUAUAACAGAUAGAAAAGAUCAUCUUGUUGUUCGAAAAACACCAGAAUUAAAAGCUUGUUCUCCAUUUUAUGAAGGAAUUCAUUUACGAAGGAGUAAUGUACCAGCUAAUUCAUGUGAAUUUGAUUUUCAAAAGAAUGUUAUAAUUGGAAAUGAUGCUGUUUUUGAAUUAUAUCCACAUUCAGAACAUGAAUAUUUAAUGAAAACAGCUAGUGUUAAAGGAAUCACAUUAAUUCAUACAUUUGAAUCAACUGGAGAAGCACAAUAUGUUGAUUCAGAACUUAAAUUAAAUUUUCUGAAUGAAACUGAUUUUGAUAUACCAAUUGAUAUUGAAACUGGUAUGUCGGAAAUGGAAAGUAAUUUACAAUUAUUAGCUUUAGAUGUAAAUGAUCCAACAGCUGGUCGAUUCCAACCAAAACAAGAAGAUUUAAUUAGAAAUGCUUCAUCAUAUUUAAAUAAAUUAGCUGAAAAUUUAGAAACAAUUGAUUUAAAAUUUGAUGAACCAUAUGAUAGCAUAGUUUCAGAUAUUAUAAAAGUAUUAUCUCAUUUAGAUUACACAUCAUUACAAACUUUAUAUAAUGAACUUGAUAUUGGUACAUCAUAUAGGCAAGAAACGAUCCGAAAUAUAUUUUAUGAAAUUUUACCAAGAGUUGGAACAAAAUCAUCAGUUCUUUUAACAAGAGAUUUAAUAAUGGUCAAACAAUUAAAAGCAGCAACAGCUGUUCAAUUAUUAAUUUCAUUCCCAUUUCAUAUUUAUGAUUUAUCUGUUGAUUUAGUUAGAGAAUGUGAAGCAUUUUUAUCGUUAGGACCAGAUCGUCCUGAUGUUCGUCAGGCUGCUAUAUUAAGUUAUGCAACAUUAAUUUAUAAUGUAUUUGUAGCGAAAAAGAUGACCAAUGACGAAUUUGAAGAAUAUGUCCAAAAAUAUUUUAAUUUUUACUUAAAUGGCCAUGAUUAUGAACAGAAAAUGCUAUAUCUUCAAGGUCUUGGUAAUUUACAACUUGGAAACGUUGCAAAUUAUUUAGAUCCUAUAAUUAAAGAUCCAAAAGAGAAUUCUGAUCUAAAAUUUUUAGCAGCUUGGACAACAAUGCCUUUAGCUUAUACUAGAUCAGAUAAAGUAAAUAUUUAUGAAAUUUACUGGCCAAUUUUUGAAUCAAAUAAAGCAACAUUAGAAUUAAGAGUAGCUGCUUUAACUUUAUUAAUAGUAUCUAAACCAACUCCAGCACGUUUAAUUAGCAUACACAGAAUAAUAAAAGAUGAAACAGAUCCACAUUUAAUAAAUUAUUAUAGAACAACUAUUAAAAGUAUAUCGGAAACAACAUAUCCGUGCUAUCAACCUUUACGUCGUCUUCUAUCAUAUAUGCAUCGUCAUUUACCACCAGCUCCAGCAUCACGUUAUUGGGUUACUGGAAAUUAUAUAUUUGAUUAUCGUGAUUCAAAAUUUGGUAUCGGUGCUAUGUUACAAGCAUUUUUAGUUGGUGAUCCUAUAUCAGAUUUACCAGUUGUUGCAUAUUUCAAAUUUGAUACUGAAGCUUUAGGAAAAUUUACUGGACAAUUAGCACUUUAUAUAAAAGCAAGAGGUUUAUCAGAUGCAUUUUUAAAUCGUUUUCGUAAAUUAGAUUUGGAAAAGAUUAAAUUAAUAAAUUUAGUGGAAAUUUUUGAAAAAAUGAAUAUACCAAAAAUUAAUUCAACACCAUUACAUUUAGAAUUUAUAAUACAAAUCGAAGGGAAAACAGUUUUAUCAUAUUAUUUAAAUCAGAAAACUUUUGUUAAUUUAAGUUAUGGAGAUUUGAUUAGCAGAUUAAAUAUUUUAUUUUUGGCUGAUAGUCAUAUAAAUAUGCAAACUGUACGGUGGCCAUUUAUGACUAAAUUUGCUGUUCCUACUGUUCUAGGAACUCCUGGCGACGUAUUAAUUCAAAAAACAGUAUUAACAUCUCUUCGUGGCAAUAUUAGUCAAAUAACAACAACAGAUUCAAUAACAAGAUCUCAUGAAAUUGAUGCCAGAUAUAAUUCAUAUGCAUCUUGUAAAUCACGUAGUUAUAAUCCAUUUUUAAAUUUAGAUCAUGAAAUUAAUCGUGAACAGGGUAUUUUAGUUUAUUUUCCAGUUAAUAAUGAAAUAACAAUUAAUAUUACUGAUUUAUGCUUAAAAUUUUCAUUUUCAAGACCACCAAAUUCAGUUAGUGGUCUAACAUUUAAAUCACGUUCUGUAACAAUAACAAAAGGUAUUAUUACAAAUAAUAAACAAUUUAAAGAAUUAAUAUUACAACCAAGAAAACAAAAUACAUUAAAUCUACUUGAAUAUGAUAUAAAGGAUUUAGGAAUUUCAAUAUCAGUAAAUACAAAUGUUGAAGAUCUUAAUAGUUAUAGAACAAUGUUUUUGAAAUUGGAUUUUACUGAAAAUGGAUUUACAAAAAAUAUUUUAAUUAAUGGUGUCAUGUAUUUAUUUUCAAUUGCACAAUUAAGUUCAAUACAUAUAGGAUACGAUAGAAAUUUUACAAUGCUAUUGCGUAAUAAUGAAAUGACCAGGAUAAAUGGUUCUAUUUGUACGAAGGAAUAUCAUAAGACUGGUGGAGAAAAUGUAUUUGAAAUAGUAUUUGGUCUUUCACAUUUAAAUGAUAAAUCAGAAAAAAUACUUCAUGAUUGGAAUUUCAUUAUUAAAUAUUUGGAAUCAUCUAAAACACAGUGGUAUAAAACAACAGGAAUAAUAACAAGAAGUUCACAUGAUUCAGAAAAUUAUAAGGCUUGUUUGAAUAUUGAUUAUCUUCCAUUAUCAUUUGCAAAAAAACCCCAUACAUUAAAUGGUAAAAUGGUUUUUGGAUUACUAAAGGAUGAUGAAGAAUGUCCAGUAAAUGCAUCACAAAUAAUUUUAUCAGCAACAGCUGGAACUUCUGACAAUACCAGUUUAAUGUAUCAAAAUCCCGAUUUAAGUGAAAAAGAUUUAUGUCCCAAGGAAAUGUUAAAAUUAAUGCCAAUACCAUUAUCAAAUUUUUGUAAUCGUGAACAUUUUAAAAAUUUAACAUCAGUUAUUAAUUAUAAAAUUGAAAUGGAAUUUCAAAAUAUGCCAGAACGUUUUGAAUUUUGGGCAAAUCGUUUAGAUCAUUUAGUUGCUGCAUUAUCAGAAGAGAAACUUAAUAGCUUAGGUCUAAAUAAACAAUUAAGUGUUAAUGUACAUAUACCAAAAGAUCAACAUUGGUUAACAAUCGAUGUUAAUAAUGUAACAUCAAAAAUUUAUCAUGUACCAUUUUUACAAAUGUUAUAUGAUUUAAAUUAUGAGAAUGGUGAAUUUAAUUUUGAACAUGAUUCCGGAAUAAUUAGAUCCUGUUCUAUUAUUCGAAAUACUGUUAGUACAUUUGAUGGAAAUACAAUUUCGGCAACACCAUUUUUACAUACAAAUAAUGAAACAUGCUCAACAUUAUUAGUUGGAGAUUGUUCAACAGAGCCAAAGAUGGCAAUAUUUUUAACUGAAUCAUCAUCAUCUCCAAUAUUAUCGUCAUCAUCAUUGAAUGAAACUGAAACAAUAUUUGGCAUAAAAGUUUAUGUAGGAGGAAAUUAUUUUACAGUGAAACAACAAGAUACAAUUCCAGGCAGCCCAGUUAUUAUUAAUGUAAAUGAUGAACUAGAAAUAAAUAUUAGAGAAAAAGUUUUCGUUUACCCAAGUGGUGAAGAAAAUUAUGAUUUUAAAAUUGAAAUUAAUGAACAGAAUAUUUUAAUUAUUGAAAAUGAAUUGUUAUGGACGACAAUACAAUACGAUAUGAAAGAUAUUUUAAAUAUUGAAGUUUUAAAUAUUUUCAAAGAUAAAAUGUGUGGUCUUUGCGGUGGCAAUUCAUUAUACCAAAUGGAAAAUUAUCAUUAUUGUAAAUAAUAGUGUACAUGUAUAUAAAUAUUUAUAUAUAGGUUAUAUAUAUAUAUAUAUAUAUAUAAAUAUCUAAAUAUAAGUACAUAUAUUUUUAUUUUUUAAUACUAUUAAAAUUGU